GCGUCUUGAUUCCUAAGUUAAAAAAUGCGUGUUGUUUUCGGAAUUCUGUGCUCUUCAGAUUGAUGCAUUGAGAGUGUUCGAAGGUAAAUUUUUGCUGCCAAUAUGUGUUUGAUUGAUUUAUUCGUUGGAGAUCGGUAAAACCCUAGAUAGAUCAUUUCAUGUUUUCUAUCUGUGGUGUAUAACAAUUUAGGGAAUUUCGUGGAUUGAUUAGGCGGUUUUCUGUAUAUAUGACGUUAUUAGCUCGAAUAUUUCUGAAAUGGAUGGAUUGAUUUUGAGAUCGAGAGAAGCUAUUUAGGGUUGGGUUGGGUUCAACUCCUCCAUUGCAGAUGGAGGAUACUGAUGAAGAUUUCUUUGAUAAAUUGGUCGAUGAUGUUGAUGAUCAAUUUAAUAUCACUUCAUCAUCUUCAGGCAAGGCAGCCCAAUUAGAUAAUCUAAAUGAUUCUGAUAAGGCUAAAGCAGGAGAAGAGGAUGAUAAAGCUUCUUCUACAAUUAGUGGGGUUCUCAAAUACGAGUCAACCGAAAAGCAAGUGGACCCCGGUGAGUUGUUAGUAUCUUCUAAUUCGUUUGCAUUCGAUAAUGUGAAUAAUGAACCUAAUAAUGGGAUAGGGAUGGCGGAACAAUUGGAUUCUACAGCAAGUGGGUAUCAUGGAAUUGGGGGUGCUUCAGGUGUUAAGGAGGUACAGUGGAGUGCUUUCACUGCUGAGCCUCUUGACGACAGUAACAAUGGGUUUGGAUCAUACUCUGACUUCUUCACGGAUUUUGGAGAUAAUUUUGUUGACCAGACGAGGAAAGGGGAUAGCUUUGUUAAUAGUGAACCGAAUUCAAUCGGUAAUUCACCACAUGUGGAUGGUGCUGAUGGCUAUUCACAUCAAUUUCAAGAGGGUCAGUCCUAUACUACAUCUGGGAGACAAAGUACAGAUGGUCAAGAUAUAAAUAGCAGUCAGUACUGGGAGAAUCUUUAUCCCGGUUGGAAGUAUGAUGCAAAUACUGGCCAAUGGUAUCAAGUCAACGAAGGUUAUGAUGCAACAGCAAAUGCACAGGGGGUUGAUAAUUCAACUUCUGAAUGGACCGUCUCUAAUACAAAAUCAGAGGCUGCUUAUUUGCAGCAAACUUCCCAAUCUUUUGUGGGGGAUGCAGCAGAAAAAGGCACAACCGAAAGUGUCAUGAGCUGGGGUUCAGUUUCAGAAGUUAGUCACACUAAUGACAGUUUAUCAAACUGGAGUCAGGCAUCACAAGGAAAUAACGGAUAUCCCUCACAUAUGUAUUUUGAUCCCCAAUAUCCAGGUUGGUAUUAUGACAUGAAUGCCCAAGAAUGGCGUGCUUUGGAUGCAUAUAAUUCUAUGCAAACCGCUCAUGCUCAAGACCAGGUCGAUCAAAAUGGUUUUUCCGCAACUAAUAGUUAUUAUGGAAAUGAACAGAAAGUAUUUGGUGGGCAGGGCCAGAUAGGUAAGCAGUCUGGAUUUGAAGUCUUCGGUAGCCAAGGACAAGACUAUAACUGGAAUGGGUCUUUCAGUAAACAGCAAGGUUCAAGUAUGUGGCAACCUGAUAAUGUUAACAAGAAUUCAUCUAUGUCAUAUCCUAGAGGCAACCAACAUGUACAGAAUCACUAUGGUGCUAAUUUUCCUUUAGAUAACAACGUUAACCGACAGCAAUCUUAUGAUGAUGGGGGAACAGCUUCAUCUUUUAAUAAAGCUAGUCAGGUUCGUAAUGAGUUCCCUGCCGUUUCUGGGUCCCAUUCCUUUGUUCCUAGUGGGAACUUUAGUCAGCCAUUCCACCAAUCAACAACUGAGCAAAGUGAGAUGAUGAAUGCCACAAAGGCCUAUGGCAAUCAGAACCUGUUAAGCUAUUCUCAGCCAAGUGUUCAUCAGCGUGGACAUCAAAGAUCUGCUUCUACUGCAGGAAGGUCAUCCGCUGGGCGCCCUCCUCAUGCUUUGGUUACUUUUGGUUUUGGUGGGAAGCUACUUGUGAUGAAGGAUGCUACUCCUCUCAUAAAUUCAUCUUAUGGAACCCCGAAGGACUCAAGCGCUGGGUCAGUCUCUGUUCUUAACCUGACAGAAAUUGUUCCUGGAGGAGCUGAUGCAUCAAGCAGUGCAACAGGCGUAGGUGGUUACUUUCAUGCUCUUUGCCGGCAAUCCUUUCCUGGUCCACUGGCUGCUGGAAAUGUUGGUGGUAGAGAGUUGAAUAGGUGGAUUGAUGAGAGGAUUGCACACCCUACUGACAUUGAUUACAGGAAAGUAGGAGUUCUAAGGCUUCUCCUUUCCUUGCUAAAAAUAGCUUCACAACACUAUGGGAAAUUGCGUUCUCCUUUUGGCACAGACACUACAUCAAAGGAAAAUGACGCUCCAGAUGUUGCUGUUGCUAGACUGUUUGCAUCUGCAAAGAGAAGCAGUGCAGAAUAUGUUGAUUAUGGUGCUUUCACCAACUGCUUGCAACAGUUUCCUUCAGAAGGACAGAGCCAGGCAACUGCUGCUGAAGUCCAAACUCUGCUGGUUUCUGGUAGAAAGAUAGAGGCACUUCAACAUGCACAGGAGGGUCAAUUGUGGGGGCUUGCCCUUGUUCUUGCAGCACAACUUGGUGAUCAGUUCUAUGUGGACACCGUCAGGAAUAUGGCUCUUCGCCAGCUUGUAGCGGGUUCACCUUUGCGGACGUUAUGCCUACUUAUUGCUGGUCAACCCGCAGAUGUGUUUUCGACUGACAAUAGAACAGAUGGUGGCACUGCUGGUGCUGUAAAUAUGUUUCCGCAGCCUGUACAGGCUCAACUUGGUGCUAAUGCUAUGCUUGAUGACUGGGAAGAAAAUUUAGCUAUGAUUACUGCUAACAGGACCAAAGACGAUGAACUGGUGCUUAUUCAUCUUGGAGACUGUUUGUGGAAAGAAACAAGUAAUAUUAUCGCGGCACAUAUUUGCUACUUAGUUGCAGAAGCUAACUUUGAGCCGUAUUCAGACAGUGCUAGACUGUGUCUGAUUGGUGCAGAUCACUGGAAACAUCCCCGAACAUAUGCCUGUCCAGAAGCCAUUCAGAGGACCGAGGUGUAUGAAUAUUCAAAGCUUCUGGGGAACUCUCAGUUCACCUUGCUACCAUUUCAACCAUAUAAGCUUAUAUAUGCCCAUAUGUUGGCUGAAGUAGGAAGAGUAUCUGACUCAUUGAAGUAUUGUCAAUCAAUAUCAAAAUCUUUGAAAACUGGCCGAGCCCCGGAAGUAGAAACAUGGAGGCAUAUGAUUUCGUCCUUAGAGGAUAGGAUAAAAACUUACCAACAGGGAGGGUUCUCUACAAACUUAGCUCCUGGGAAAUUAGUUGGAAAAUUGCUCAACCUUUUUGAUAGCACCGCACAUCGUGUAGUUGGGGGACUACCACCACCCGUCCCCUCAACAUCUGGUGCUGGUGCGCAAAAUUACCAUUAUCAUCAACCCACAGGGCCUCGGGUAUCUGCUAGUCAAUCAACAAUGGCGAUGUCGUCAUUGGUUCCGUCUGCAUCCAUGGAGCCCAUCACUCAGAAGUCUGCAGAGGGGAACAACAGAAGAAUCAUGCAUAACAGAAGUGUAUCCGAACCUGACUUUGGUCGGUCUCCCAGGCAGGAUCAGGUUGAAUCGUCAAAGGAAAACUCUGCAGAUUCACAAAGUAAAGCAUCUGGUACUUCACGCUUUGGUCGCUUUGGCUUUGGCUCCCAGCUCUUCCAAAAGACUGUGGGUUUAGUUCUAAAACCUCGCCAGGACAAACAGGCGAAAUUGGGCGAAACAAACAAGUUCUACUAUGAUGAGAAACUUAAAAGAUGGGUAGAGGAAGGGGUUGAUCCACCAGCAGAGGAAGCGGCACUUCCUCCUCCCCCAACAAUGGCAACCUUCCAGAAUGGAACAUCGGACCAUGGCUCAAAAAGUGCGGCAAAGAGCGAAGGGGCUCUUAGCAACGGAAGCUUGGAGUUUUCAAGUGGAUCUUCUGUGGGACAUAGUUCUGGAAUUCCGCCAAUUCCAGCCACCUCAAGCCAAUUCUCAGCUCGUGGAAGGAUGGGUGUUCGAUCUAGGUACGUUGACACUUUCAACCAAGGUGGUGGGAACCCUAGCAAAUUAUUCCAGUCACCUUCCGCCUCUUCUAUCAAAUCGACCGCAAAAUCUAACCCGAAAUUUUUUGUUCCCAUGGCUGUACCAUCAGCCGAACAGCCAGCCGAAACUUUCCCAGAUAACAUGCAUCACCAGACUACAACUGCCGAUGAAAACCCGUCACCUCCUUCCAUACAUAGCCAUUUCCAAUCGCCCCCAUAUACAUCUACCAUGCAAAGAUUUGCAAGCAUGGACGAUAUUUCAAAAGGCGGAACACCCUCAUUCCCGAGCAACUCCAGCUCACCUCGCUCACGAAGAACGGUUUCAUGGGGCGGAAGUACCGAUGAACGGUUCUCGGUUUCUAGCGAGGUGAAACCAAGUGGCGAGUUUUUAGGUAUGUCUCAAUUGUCGUUCAUGCCAAGCGAACGUGCAGUAAUGCCGCCCGCAACAAAUGGUGAUAGUUUUAGCGACGACUAUCUUCACGAAGUUGAACUUUAGAAGCGGAAUGUUUGUUUUCGGAGAUGAAAGGGUGGUUUUCGGUUUCACUCACGGGUAUGCUAAAAACGCUAACGUGGACUUCUAGAAGAUAGGUUUUGCUUCAAAUGUGUCGCUGAAAGGGCGAACGGAAGGAUGCCACUGUACAGUUUACUUGUUCGCCGAUUAACAAAAUAUAUAUACAUCUCCCUCAAGAUGUUCAUAAUAAGUUUAGUUUUGGGAGAUUGAUAUAUGCAUACAUAUAUAUAGAUAGAGAUAUAUAUGUGUGUACUAAAUUUUCAAAUAAUGUGAUAGAUUUUGUUCUGUG
Cynara cardunculus var. scolymus (artichoke) is the source of this 4836-nucleotide messenger RNA. RefSeq names its product protein transport protein SEC16B homolog. The record is from RefSeq and is a predicted model, not a curated record. Gene Ontology annotation, biological process: Golgi organization; autophagy; COPII vesicle coat assembly. The transcript has 14 exons. NCBI's taxonomy places the organism in Eukaryota, Viridiplantae, Streptophyta, Magnoliopsida, Asterales, Asteraceae. Gene Ontology annotation, cellular component: endoplasmic reticulum exit site; ER to Golgi transport vesicle membrane. Bases 327 to 4532 code for a protein of 1401 amino acids.